Paramecium tetraurelia is the source of this 1464-nucleotide messenger RNA. RefSeq lists its product as uncharacterized. Gene Ontology annotation, biological process: protein phosphorylation. Lineage: Eukaryota; Ciliophora; Oligohymenophorea; Peniculida; Parameciidae. The transcript is spliced from 6 exons. Gene Ontology annotation, molecular function: protein kinase activity; ATP binding. The record is from RefSeq and is a predicted model, not a curated record.
AUGAAAGAGGAUAUGGUUAUAGAGCGAAGUUCACAAGACUCUCUUCAAGUUACUCAAAGAUCCUCGCUGUUAGAUAGGAAGUAUAGUGGUCGUUUCACGUUCUAGAAAUCACAAGAGGAGGAACAACAAACACAAAUUUAAAGCAAUAGAAAUCGAAUCAAACAAUAACUAAAAUGCCAAUUGAAUGCAAUAAUCAAUAAACAAGUUUAACCCUUUUAUAUGCGUGAGGAGUAGUUGAUUGAAUUGGGUCGUAAAUUGGACUUGGAAAUAACCUCGAUCGAUGUUGACAAUAUUAUACUCAACACCAAGGAGUUUUUUGAAGAUUACGAAAUCCAUGAAAGAUUGGGAGAAGGAUGUUUGGGUUUAGUCAAACGAAUUGUCCAAAAAAAUACAGGCCUUGAAUUUGCUGUUAAAAUUGUAGCUACUUAAGAUGAUGAAAUUAUUCGCAAUAUGAUUAUUGAAUUUAAGAGACUAGUUGAAUUAUCCCAUGACAAUAUUGUCAAAGCUUACAAAAUGUACUUAGAUUUUGAAACUGGAUUUUAAUCAGAGAGCCAAGCAUUUGUCAUUAUGGAGUUGAUUAAAGGCAAAGAAAUGUUCGAAGUCAUCAACGAUUCUGGACAUUAUAGCGAAGCUGAUGCGAAGGAACUAUUUAAGCAACUCCUUAGUGCAAUCGAAUACAUGCAUCGACAUGGCAUCUGUCACAGAGAUCUUAAGCCAAAUAAUAUUUUAUGUCUAUAAGAUAGAAAGCAAAUUAAAGUUACUGAUUUCAAUGUUAGUAAAUUUAGUGACUCAUACAAACUUUUUGGAGACCUGCGGGACACUCAAAAAAUAGAAAUGUGGACAUAUACUGGCACCGUAGCUUUUUCGGCUCCUGAAAUAUUCACAGGAGAAGGUUAUAAUUAAAUGGUUGAUAUGUGGAGUGCAGGCUGUAUCCUUUAUUCGAUGCUUUCUGGUUAAUUGCCGUUUAAUGCAGAUUAUUUGUAUGAUCUUGUGGAAAAUAUUAAAGUAGCCAAAUAUGAUUUCCCAGAAGAAAUCUUUUCAGAAGUCUCUGCCGAUGCCAAGCAUUUAAUUUAGCAAUUACUGAGGAAGGAUCCCUAAGAGAGACCAUAUCCAGAUAAUGCUUUAGGGCAUUCUUGGUUUAGAGGCAAUGUAGUCAGGAAAACUCUAAGACACCUGACUAUUAAUAAAAAUAUUUGUCAUCUAUCAAACAAAAAUUCAAAUAAGUAACGAUAGAGAACAUUUCUAUUGAAAAAAGACUGUUAUACAGGGUCAAGUGAUGGAGAAGAUGAGAAUUCUUAUUACGAUGUUAAAAUUAAAACCUCCAUUAGAAAGAGUUUGUUUUACUACUUCAAACCUAUUCGAGAAUAGCAGUUAGACAUGGACUAAGUCAAAAGAACUGGUGGAUUCAUUGGCAAGUCCAAUACGAUUUAAAUAGAAGAUUUUAAAUAUAAUGAUUAAUAGUGA